This is a messenger RNA of Phoenix dactylifera (date palm), 1221 nucleotides long. It is a transcript of the gene LAP3, whose product is annotated as Calcium-dependent phosphotriesterase superfamily protein. Gene Ontology annotation, molecular function: hydrolase activity. NCBI's taxonomy places the organism in Eukaryota, Viridiplantae, Streptophyta, Magnoliopsida, Arecales, Arecaceae. The record is from RefSeq and is a predicted model, not a curated record. Gene Ontology annotation, cellular component: endomembrane system.
AUGGGGAGAUUGGUUUUGGGUGCGCAGGAUGGCCUUCCGCCAAACCCAUGCCUCUUCUUCGCAGUCUUGUUUCUUGGUCUAGUUCUCAUGGACCCGUUUCAUCUAGGUCCACUCAGUGGGCAUGAUUAUAGACCAGUGAAGCAUGCCAUUGCACCCUACAAGCAGGUCAUGCAGCAGUGGCCUAGAGACAACCAAAGCAGGCUGAGGUUUGGAAGGCUCGAGUUCGUCGACAAGGUCUUCGGGCCGGAGUCGAUAGAAUUCGAUCCAGAGGGGCAAGGACCUUAUGCAGGCUUAGCCGAUGGCCGGGUUGUCCGGUGGAUGGGCGAAAACAUCGGAUGGGAAACAUUUGCAGUUGUUAACCCUAACUGGUCUGAGAAAGUUUGUGCUAAUGGUGUGGACUCAACGACUUCGAAGCAGCAUAAGAAUGAGAAAUGGUGCGGCCGGCCUCUUGGCCUAAGGUUCAAUGAGAGGACUGGGGAGCUUUACAUUGCUGAUGCAUACUUUGGACUCACGGUUGUAGGAUCGAAUGGUGGCGUUGCAACACCUCUAGCAACUCAUGUGCACGGGAGGCCUAUUCUUUUUGCAAAUGACUUGGAUGUGCAUAGCAACGGGUCUAUUUUCUUCACGGAUACUAGCAUGAGAUACACUAGAAAAGAUCAUUUUCUAAUAUUGCUAGAAGGAGAAGCCACAGGAAAGCUUCUCAGGUAUGACCCAGCAUCUAGGACUACUCAAGUUGUACUGCGGGGCCUGGCUUUUCCAAAUGGAGUACAGAUAUCAAAGGAUAAAAAGUUUCUGCUCUUCACAGAGACCACCAAUUGCAGGAUAAUGAGGUAUUGGCUAGAGGGACCAAAGAUGGGGAAGUUGGAGGUCUUUGCAGACUUGCCAGGGUUUCCAGACAAUGUAAGGAUGAAUGAGAAAGGCCAGUUUUGGGUGGCCAUCGAUUGUUGCCGGACUCCAGCCCAAGAGGUCUUCUCGCAGAAUCCAUGGCUAAGGAGUAUAUAUUUUAGAUUGCCUCUGAAGAUGAGCUUUCUGGCGAGGCUGGUGGGGAUGAAAAUGUACACCGUCAUCUCUCUCUUUGACGAGGAGGGAAAGAUUGUCCAGGUGCUGGAAGAUAGAGGUGGUGAGGUGGUGAAACUAGUUAGUGAAGUUAGGGAGGUGAAUGGCAAACUUUGGAUUGGAACAGUAGCUCAUAACCAUAUUGCUACUUUUCCUUACUCCUAG